AUGAGUGACUCAGAACUGGAAUUCGCGCCGAUCGAGAUCGACGAGGACGAGGAGAAGGUUGAAUUGGAUGACGAUGUUAAUAUACAGAGCCGGCAUUCUGUCAUGCACAUGGAUUACCGAUUACAGUGGAUCAGGGACAAAGCGAUGAAGUUUCUGGGGAUCACCGGACACGAGCUUCAAUUCUACAAACUUCUCAACGCGAACAACCGAUACCUAGAGGACAAGAUCCUUAAUUUCUUGAUCCUCGAUCUAUAUGGAGUGACGGACCUUGAGAGGAAGGUAAUAUUCUUUUACACGACUUACUACACGGAAGUCAUUCAAGAGGAAGUGCCUGUCUGGGAGAGGUUGGAUAGAAGAGGGGGUAAAAGGGGUAGCAAAGUGAAAGUAGCGAAGAAGAAGCCGAAGAAGAGUAAGACGAAAGUAACGAAGACGGAUCCCAGCGCGAUUCUCACUUUACUGGAACAAUCGACCAUGUCUUUGAAAUCGCAUGCACCGUCUACGAUCACCGCGUUCAGCGAGUACGAAACGGAAGACGAGGAGGAAGAAGGGGAUGAGGAUGAAGAUGAGGAGGAGGGCGAAGAGGAAAUGAACAAAGGUAGUGGAGAUACUUCCCUUUCAGCGAGGAAAAAAGACGACAGUGAUGCACUUACACCUGUCUCCUCGAUAAUUAAACCACCGCCACCAGGAGAGCAACACAAUUACGUGAUGAAAAAGAAAAUGGUGGAAAAAGUGAGAAGGAUACCUGUCCUCCACAUGAUCUGUGGCGAAGUAGAUGGUGGCAGGGCUGAUCUACAGGACACCACGUUGUUUUAUUUCCUGAGGACAACUGACGAGGGUAUACCGUCGUUCGAUUCUUAUCAAGAAUGUUGCGAAGAGAUCACGCAAUAUUUGGUCGUUGGAUCUCUUCAGGGGAAAUUUCUGGUUACUUUGAACAGAAUGUUAAAUCAGGUAUUUAGACCAUUGGUGGAAAGUCAGUUUCAUGGUCCACUGUUCGUAGAGAUGAUGAAACUAGAUGAUUCCGAUAGCGACGACGAACUGUCCAAUCUGGCUCAGAUAAUGCAAUCUCGAAGUUCGGUGUUCAGAAGACCCUCGGAAUUCCGCAGAAUGUCGCUGAUGGUACAGAAGAAACAAAAAGAGAAAGAGGACACAGAAACCGAGGAUGAAGAAAGUCUUAGGACUUCUCGAUCUCGAAAGGAGACGAAGAGGAAAUUCAGGGAAAAGAAGAAAACAUCGACAGGCGCUGACAAAAGCGUGUCUAUUAUGGAUGCCGAAGGAAAAUCCCUAGACAAGACCAGUCGCAAGAACACGCAAGUCCAGCAGUCAAAGGAAUGGGAUCAGAGCAGAAAGGACAUCUUAACCUAUUUGGACGCGCUGAUAGGCAGCGUCAAAUGGGCUCUAGAGCACAUCGAAGGCGAUAUCCUGUUGACGAUGCCGAACAUCCCGGAACUGGAGGACCCGAAGGUCACCGACGAGAUGUUGGAGAAGAAUACCGAAGUGAUUAAGCAGCUCGAGGACGUGAUAAUGUCCUGGGGAGUGCACAUACAGAAAGUAUUGGAAUCGUUUCAAACGAAAACGGUGCAGGGGAAAGGACCACUGGCAGAGUGCAGCUACUGGCAGGACCGGGAGAGAGGAUUAUUGAUGUUAGUCGAGCAGCUCAAGACUCCGAUGGCCCGAAGGAUCUUAGGGCUGCUGAACAAAGUGCUCUCGCCAAUAGCCUCCAACUUCGAGUUCUUCUAUGCUGAUUUGUGGAAGUAUUACGCCGAAGCCAGGGACAACGAUCGAUUCCUCCAGACUGUCAUUAGGCACUUCAAAGUGAUCACAGAAACGGACGACUUCAAAUCAGCAACGCAGUCCGUCCUAUCGUUGCCGGAAGGACUGAGAAUGAUAUGGAUUCUGUCGUCGUAUUACUCGUCCGAAGACAAGAUGAUAAUUCUAAUGGAGAGAGUAUCCUGGCAGCUUUGUCAGACAGUUAUAAAAUACUUGGACAUCAAGGACCUGUUCAAGAAACCGCUGGAAGAGAUUCUACGAAAGACAAAAGAUGCGCGCGUGAUGCUGAAAAGCUGGAAGAGCGCGUACCUGAAAGUCAGGAAGGAGAUCGAGGAAUCAGGCAAAGGGACUCGCUGGGAGUUCGAUCAGAAAAGACUCUUCAAGAGCACCGAGUACAUUGCCUCCGUUUGCAACGGUUUGAAUCAAGUGGCUGGUGUUCUUGAAGAUUUUUACAACAUCUUCGGUCCAUACUUGAAGUCGAUCAUCAGCGAUCCGGCGCAGAUAGACACCAUAAUAAAGAGAGUCGGCAGAUUGGUCCUGCCGAUCCAGGACGCGGAUUUUAAUGUAUACGAUGAGUUCAACAGGGAGAACUGGGAGGCUACGAUGUCCUUGUUCUACGAGGAGGUUAGGUUCCUCGAGAAUGAAGCGAGAUUCUUCAUUGACGAGUGCUUCAUGGUUCUGAUCAGCGCGGAACAGGCGCUCGAGGUGUUGCUCAAGUUUAAGGACAUGAAGACCAGGACUAGCAUCCAGCAGCAACUUUCGAGGAAGUUUGAUGUCAUCAUGCAACAGUUCAGCAAGGAAGUUAGCGCUGUGGAGGCUAUAUACAAUCGAGGAAAACGAUAUCCGCCUUUGCUAACCUACCAUCCGCCAAUGGCUGGUGCAAUAUUCUGGAUAAGGCAAUUGUUCCAUCGUCUGAGAAGACCAGUUCUGAUCCUGCAGGAGGUACUGGAACUGAAGCACAGCGAAUUGAAGCUGGUCGCGUUCAGUCAAUACCUGGAAGUAGCGAAACAGAUGAAAGCUUUUGAGGAAUCUAAGUUCAAGAAUUGGGUGGACAAGGCUCAGAUGGUCGUGUUGAACACCAUGAAGAGGAGCAUCUUGAAGAUGGUGCAGUCGGAACCGGACAAAGGUAUGUUAACGUUCCCGGAUACGGAGAAACCGGGGAAAAACGUUCAGACGAUUCACGUGUCGAGGAAAGCGAGGACUAAGGAUUUUGGAUCGGUCGGAUCGACACUGUUGGGAUCUGUACACAAGGGAUACGGUAUACUGUCCAAACCUAGCAUCCUUUCUAGAGGAGACACUAUCAGUUCAGCGAUCGGCGGAUCGAGGGUGCAGAUCCGGGAAAUGAAACAGGAACACAAAUCGGUUCUCUCCUCACACAGGGAGAAAACAUCGACGAUAUCCUCGGCCAUGGAGAAACCUGCACCCCAAUCGCUGAAGCAGACGUGGACGGAAUUCAUGAGUGGUUCGAUUUUGAUCGAGUGCCAACUACGCUUCCAAGUGAACUUCAAUUGGGAAGUUUUCGAGAUUAUUCACGAGGCUGAGUUAAUGGAGCAGUUGGGCUUCGAAUUGUCACCGGCGGUAAAGGAAGUCAGUAUCCAGAAAGAUCGAUUGAGAAAGGAUAUCGAUGUUCUGCAAAGAGUCAUUGAUCAAUAUAACAAAAUGUUGGACAGGAUAACUAAAGCUGAUAUCCAGUUAUUAAAGCACAUUCUCCUGGAUAUCGAGAAGCAUAUUCAGCCAGGAGUGAUGCGCAUCAACUGGGAUUCCCUGAAUAUAGCUGACUUCGGGCACAACUGUGAGAAAUUGCUGAAAAACCUGAACUCCAUCAUCGAUCAGACGGACCAGAUGAAGAAAGAUCUGGACAAUAGGAUCUUCUCCGAUCUACAGAGAUAUAAUUUGUUCACUUUGCCUCCUGACUUGGCUGAGGGAUUGGAAGAAUUAUUACCAUGCAAGACUUAUUUCCAAGAGAUCCAAAACCGAAGAACAGAGCUGGCCUCCUCGAUGAGGAAAAUUUACGAGUCGAUGGGUCCGUUGCUGAUGAAACUGGAAAGCCUCGUGCUGGGAACAACUACCGGAAGAAGUCCUGCCAUGCAACUCUUCUAUGAAACAUAUGAGAAGAAAAUAUUCGGCGCUUUCAUAACCUGCAUGGUGCAGAACAUAGAAGUGUUCAACAAAACCCUGACGAGUUUCAAGCCGAUUUUUCAAGUGGACGCGGUGCUGAUUGCCUCGGAAGCUGUUUUGAGACCGUCGCCGGCUGAAAUCUAUCAUAUCAUCCUUCAGAACGUGAAGUAUAUGUUCGACGAGCUGAAACGUUUCCCUAGGUGGAUGAAUGGCAGCUGUCUCGAGUGCAGGCCGAUCAGAAGGACCAACGUGGACGAUCUAGUGACCUUCAGUUUCUUCGAGGACGUCAUGAACAUUCAAGCGGUGAAUGAUAGCAUCCUGAUGGUACAGUCGUCCGUGUACAAACUGGUGAUGGAUUGCUCGUACUAUCUGCACAGAUGGAAGAAGUACAGCAAUCUCUGGGCGUUCGACAAGAAACUGGCCGCCGAAAAGUUUGCCGCCACGUCGCCCACGCUUUUCCAGUACGACGAGAAGUUCACUUUCUACGAGAAUAUUCUCGAGGAGCUGAACGACAUUGACUCUCACUACGACGUGUAUUGCAUACGUAUCAACCUACAUCUGCUCCUCUCCGGCAUCGAGAAGCACGCAGAAGAGUGGAAACAGGUGCUCGGAGAUUUCUUGCUUUCCCAAACUGUCGAGGGUAUGAUCGAUUUAAAAUCAAUCAUCGAAACAUUCCGAUCCGAGGUCGAGCUAGUGAUCACCGGCUUGGAUCGUUUCACGUCCGUGAUGCAGGCGAUCUCUGACAUCAAGAAGACCGCCGUACAAGCCGAAGUUCGAUUCAAAACUUAUCAGGAGACGUUCAAAACGUUCCGCAGCCACGGCAUAUCGUUCCCAGAGGAAGACGAGCAGCUGGCGUACGAUCUUCAGCAUGAUUGGGAAUCACUGUAUCUCGGCGCGCUCUACAGAGCCUCCACUCUGGAGAGCACUUCUGAUAGAUUCGCAGACAUGACCAGAGAACAGAUAGAGAAUUUCGUGCGGGAGCUGGCGGAGUUCGCCGCCGACUUCCGGCAGAACGGUCCCGGGAGCGUCGGCGAAAAUUUGGAGCUUGGCUUGAAGAAAAUGGAAGAGUACAGUAAGAAGAUCGCGAAACACGAAGAGAGAAGGCAAGCGAUGAUCAACUCGGAAUUGCUGUUUGAUCUUCCGGCGACCGAUUACUCGGUGUUUUUGGACGUGAAGAGAGACUACGAAGGCAUGGAGCUGCUGUACAAGUUGUACAAAGAGCAGAAGAAAGCGAGGGACGAGUGGGCCCAAACGCUCUGGGUGAACCUGAAUCCUCAGCUGCUGAUCGAUGGCAUGGACCAUUUCAUUAGGGAGUUCCGACGGUUGCCAGAAUUCAUUCGGAAGUUCUCCAUCGGCCAGGCUCUGGACGCGAACAUGAAGAACUUCAAGAACUCGGUGCCCUUGUUCAUCGAACUGAAGAACGAGGCUAUGCGGGAGAGACACUGGAAAGACUUGAUGAAGAAGACGGGACAGUAUUUCGAUAUGAACCUCGAGAGGUUCACUCUGGAGAACAUGUUCGCAAUGGAGCUGGGAAAGUACCAAGACAUCGCGAAAGAGAUUGUAAGGAACGCCGUGAAAGAACUCUCCAUAGAGAAAGGUUUGAAGGAGCUGGCCGAAGUCUGGAAGAAUAUGCAAUUCACUGUCGUGAAACACUAUAAAGGUACCGAAGACCGAGGUUUCAUCUUAGGUCCCAUCGACGAGCUGAAUCAAGUUCUCGAGGACAAUAUGAUGAACGUGAACGGCAUGGCCGCCUCCCAGUUCAUUGGUCCUUUCCUCAGCAACGUGCAGAAGUGGGAGAACAUCAUGCACACAAUAUCCGAGGUGCUCGAGCUGUGGACACAGUUGCAAAGGAAGUGGUUGUACCUCGAAGGCAUCUUCGUGGGCGGUGACAUCCGGCUACAAUUGCCGGACGAGGCGAGGAACUUCGAUGAGAUCGAUAAGUCAUUCAGGAAAACCAUGACCGACACCUCUAAGAGGCUGAAUGUUCUUGACUGUUGCAUGAUCACGGGUCGAAAGGAAGAGUUUGAGUCAAUGAUCCACGGACUGGAUAAAUGCCAAAAGUCCCUAACAGAUUAUCUGAACUCGAAACGCGCCAUAUUUCCGCGAUUCAUGUUCCUGAGCGAUGACGAGCUGUUAAGCAUCCUCGGCAGUGGUGUGCCAUCCGCUAUCCAAGAACACGUGGGCAAGAUGUUCGACAAUCUGGAUAGAUUCAGGUUCGAGACGAGUAGUAUGGAUCGCGUGAUGGCGUACGCGUUGAUCUCCUGCGAGAAGGAGGUGAUGGAGUUCAGGAACCCUGUACUAGCUGAAGGGAAGAUCGAACAGUGGAUGGUGGCCGCGACCGAGGAGAUGAAGAAAUCGAAUCGGUACUUGACGAAGAAGGCGGUCUACAAUUACGGAAAGGUGAGGAGACCGAGGACAGAAUGGAUGUUGGACUUCCAAGGGAUGAUGAUCCUCGCGGCGGAUCAAAUAUGGUGGACCGCCGAGGUCGAGAACGUGUUCGUGAAGAUUGCUAGUGGGGAGAAACGCGCUAUGAAAGAGUACUUGAAGCAACUCAAUAAUCAGUUGAACGAAGUGGUAACAUUGAUGGGCGGCGAUACAUUGACGAACAACGACAGAAAGAAAUUCGACAUGGUGCUGACGAUCGACGUUCACAUGAGGGACAUCGUGGAAGGUUUUGUCAGGGACAGCGUCAUGGAUCCCGUGGAGUUUGAAUGGGAAAGUCAGCUGAGGUUCUACUGGGUCCACGAUCUGGACAAUAUCUGGAUGCAUCAGUGCACAGGAACAUUCGAAUAUGGAUACGAGUACAUGGGUCUCAAUGGCAGGCUGGUGGUCACACCUCUGACCGAUAGGAUCUACCUGACUAUUACUCAGGCUCUUUCUAUGCACCUGGGAGGGGCACCUGCAGGUCCUGCUGGAACAGGAAAGACCGAGACUACGAAGGACUUAGCUAAGGCUUUGGGGCUCCUGUGUAUCGUGACAAAUUGUGGCGAAGGAAUGGAUUACGUUGCUAUAGGGAAAACUUUGAGCGGGCUGGCUCAGUGCGGUGCUUGGGGAUGCUUCGACGAGUUUAAUCGUAUAGAUAUAUCCGUGCUCUCUGUGAUCUCCACGCAGCUACAAACGAUACGGUCCGCUCUGCAGGUGAAAGCAAACAGAUUUAGGUUCGAGGGCCAAGAUAUAAUUCUCGACACGAAAGUGGGAAUAUUCAUCACGAUGAAUCCCGGUUAUGCCGGUCGCACGGAACUUCCGGAGUCUGUGAAAGCGCUAUUCAGGCCAGUGGUGUGCAUAGUACCCGACAACGAAUUGAUCUGCCAGAUAAAGCUCUUCAGCUCUGGCUUUUUGACCGCCAAAGUUCUGGCCAAGAAGAUGACGGUCUUGUACAAUCUAGCCCGGGAGCAACUGAGCAAACAGAAUCAUUAUGAUUUCGGUUUGAGAGCUCUUAAGUCGGUGCUAAACAUGGCAGGCCAGCUGAAGAGAACUUCCGGUGACCUCGAAGAGAAUGUAGUCCUGAUGAGAGCGUUGAGGGACAUGAACCUACCGAAAUUCGUUUACGACGAUGUUCCUUUGUUCUUGGGACUAAUCGCUGAUUUGUUCCCUGAUCUCUCGUGCCCGAGGGUCCACUACUCUGACUUCAAUGAGGCAGUUAACGUGGUCCUAGAAGAACAAGGAUAUUCUGUGUUAGAUCAUCAGAUCGACAAAGUGAUUCAGCUAUACGAAGUUAUGAUGACUAGACACUCAACGAUGGUAGUGGGACCAACUGGAGGUGGCAAGACCGUUGUGAUCCAGACUCUCUGCAGAGCUCACACUCGCCUGGGCAGGCAAACGAAAUUGUACAUCUUAAAUCCAAAGGCGUGCACAGUGAUCGAACUGUAUGGCGUGCUAGAUCCGGAGACUCGCGAUUGGACGGAUGGCCUGCUGAGCAGCAUCUUCCGGGAGGUGAACAAACCUCUAGAAAUGGACUCGAACGAAUUGAGGUACAUCCUCUUCGACGGUGACGUGGACGCCUUGUGGAUCGAGAACAUGAACUCCGUGAUGGACGACAACAAGCUGCUGACUCUGGCCAAUCAGGAGAGGAUCAGGAUGCUGAACCAUUGUAGUCUACUGUUUGAGGUAGGCGAUCUGCGGUACGCGUCGCCGGCGACGGUGUCCCGGGCAGGCAUGGUCUACGUGGAUCCGAAGAACCUCGGCUACCAGCCAUACAUGGACAAAUGGGCCCGCGACAAGAACCAAUCCGAUCAGGAGCAACUGGCCGGAAUGUGCGAGAAAUACGUGGACGGCGCGGUCCAGCUCAUUAUACACGGCAUGCUGGGUCUGCAGUCGGUCAAACCGCUUAGGAUGAUCAUACCGCAGACGGGGCUGAACAUGGUGACUCAACUGUGUUACGUAUUCGACGGUCUACUUUCGGUUUUAAAUGACGUGUCAGUUAAAUUCGAGGAAGACGAAGACGCGACAGUGGAACCGAAGACUACUAGACCUGAGAUUCUAGAAGCGAUGUACAUACAAGCUUGUUAUUGGUCGCUAGGAGCUACCCUGAUCGCCGAAGAUAAGCCCGAAUUCGAUGACUACAUGAAGAAGACAGCUGGUUUUAUGCUCGUGCAGGACACCCCUGAGAAACCAGCCACAGUGAGAUAUCUGCCGGUCACGUACAAAUUGUUGUACGAUUAUUAUCUGGACGUCGAACAGAGCAUCUGGUUACCAUGGAAAACCUUGGUCCCUAAUUACGUUCAUGACAGGCAAAAGAACUUCUCGGAGAUUCUGGUUCCCACCAUCGACACCCUGCGAACCACUUGGUUCAUCCGGACAAUGAAUAAUCUCGAUCGGCCGACGUUGCUCGUCGGAGAAACUGGCACCUCGAAGACCGCCAUUAUUCAGGAGAUCCUUCGUAACUUGAGCUCAGAGAAGUUCAACCAACUUUUGAUCAAUUUCUCGUCGAGAACGACCUCGAUGGACGUGCAGAAGAACAUAGAAGCUGUCGUCGAAAAGAGGACCAGGGAAACUUUUGGACCACCGCCUGGGAAGAAGCUGCUGAUCUUCAUCGACGACAUGAAUAUGCCAUUAGUAGAUACUUACGGCACUCAACAACCCAUCGCUCUACUCAAGUUUCUCUUCGAGAUGGGAGGAUUUUACGAUCGAGGGAAAGAUCUUAAUCUAAAAUAUAUGAAGGACCUCUGUUACCUAGCUGCAAUGGGGAAGCCUGGAGGAGGCAGAAACGAAGUGGAUCCGAGAUUCAUCUCCAUGUUCUCCGUUUACAACGUUACAGUUCCAUCGAGAGAGACCUUGAACUACAUCUACAAGAGCAUCUUGGAUGGACACCUGGCAAUAUUCGAAGAGGACGUGCAAAGUAUCUCUGAGACUCUAGUGCAAACUACACUGGAACUAUACGAGAUAAUCACGACAGAAAUGUUACCAACGCCGAGCAAAUUUCACUACAUAUUCAACAUGAGAGAUCUAUCCAAGAUCGUCGCUGGUCUCUUGCAGAGUCAUCCAGAUUAUUUGCCUACAACGAAGCAAAUCGUUAGACUCUGGAGGAACGAGUUCAGCAGAGUGUUCUGUGAUCGUCUGAUCAACGAAGACGACGCGGUCGCGGUUGCCACGCAUAUAAAGGAGAAGAUCGAAGAAAAGUGGGAGGAGGAACGCGAGAUAAUUGCGUAUGCUAUGAGGGAUCCCCUGCUUUUCGGAGACUUCCGGAACGCCAUUAACGAAGAGGAUCCGCGAUUCUAUGAGGAUCUACUGGACUACGAAGCUGUCUACAGUUUGUUCUUGGAAAUAUAUGAGGACUACAACGAAAGGAAUAUGACGAAAUUACACAUAGUGCUGUUCAAUGACGCGUUAGAGCACUUGACCAGGGUGCAUCGUACGCUCAGGAUGCACCGAGGCCACGCCUUAGUGAUCGGGAUUGGCGGGAGCGGCAAGAAAUCGGUGAUAAAAUUGGCAGCGUUUGCAGCGCACUUCAGGCUCUUCGAGAUCAGCCUCAGUCGCGGUUACAACGAAGCUUCGUUUCGGGAGGAUAUGAAGAGUCUUUACAAUAAAGUUGGGCUAGAUGAGAACAGAAUCGUUUUCCUCUUCACGUCCUCUCACAUUGUGGAUGAGAGCUUCUUGGAACUGGUGAACAACAUGCUGAUGACCGGAGUAGUGCCAUCCCUCUUCAGUGACGAGGAAAAGGACGAGAUUGUUAAUCGUUGCAGGGACAAGGCUAAAGAGGCUGGCUAUGGAGUCACUAGAGAAAGCGUUUGGUCGUACUUCGUGAAGACUAGUAUAACAAAUUUACGAAUCGCUCUGUCGAUGAGUCCGUCCGGGGAUUUGCUGAGAACGAGAUGUCGGAAUUACCCUGGCCUAGCAAACAGCACCACCAUAGACUGGAUGUUCCCCUGGCCGGAGGAAGCACUAGUGGCCGUGGCUAACGUUACCCUCAGAGAUAUCGUGAACGUGCCCCAAGAAUACAGAGAACGAUUGGUAGAGCAUAUGGUGUACGUGCAUAGAACGGUGUGCGAUUAUACGCUCGACUUUCAAACGAAGUUGCGCAGGCGGAAUUAUGUUACGCCGAAGCAUUAUCUGGAUUUCAUGAAUACGUACCUGAACCUUUUAGUGGAGACGAAGGAUUACAUAAAUUCGCAGUGCGAUCGAUUAGCUGGAGGUUUGCAGAAGAUCGCCGAGGCUUCGGUGACUCUAGCCGAGCUGAACGAGAUCCUAGCGGUGCAACGAGUGAAGGUAGCCGAUCAGACGAGAAAUUGCGAACAAUUGCUCACCUCUAUCGGUGAGAGCACGGAUAUUGCGAUGGAAAAGAAGCAGCUGAGCGAGGAAAAACGGAGGGAGAUCGAGGACCAACGGAAAAUUAUUAAUAAAGAACAGACGGAAGCGAGGCAGGUGUUGGCCGAGGCGCAACCUGCUCUCAACGCCGCUCGAAUGGCUCUCGCGGAGCUAGAGAAGGCGGAUAUUACCGAGAUCAGAUCCUUCGCGACUCCUCCGGAACCCGUGCAAAUAGUCUCGGAAUGCGUGGCCAUGCUGCGAGGCGUCAAAGACAUCUCCUGGAAGGGCGCUAAAGGUAUGAUGAGCGAUCCAGCGUUCUUGAGGAUUCUGCAGGAGAUGAACUGCGACAAGAUCACCCUGAAGACGCAGCAAGCGGUCAAGGCUCAUUUGAGGAAGAGUACAAAACUGGACCAGAUGCAGAAUAUCAGCAAGGCUGGUUUCGGUCUGUACAAGUUCGUGCUCGCUGUGUUGGACUACUGCGCCGUAUACAGAGAGGUGAAACCGAAGAUAGAUCGAGUAACGGAGCUCGAGGCGGAAUCGGAGCGCGCUCGGAAAGCUCUGGAGCGAGAGGAGCGCGAACUGAAGAGGAUCGAGAAAGCUAUAGGGGAGUUAAACGUGAAGUAUGAGAACGCUAUGGCGGAGAGGCAGAAGCUCCAAGAGGAGACAGACAUCCUUCAGAGGCGGCUGAUAGCCGCGGACAAGCUGAUCAAUGGUUUGUCUUCGGAGAACGAGCGCUGGAAAGCAGAACUGAAGGGACUGCAAGAGCAGAUCGAGAUGAUCGUUGGAAAUUGUGUACUGUCCGCUGGAUUCCUCGCCUACUGCGGUCCAUUCUCGUAUGAGUACCGCAACCAGAUGGUGUAUGUAGACUGGAAGGGUAGUGUAGAGGCCAAAGGGAUCCCAUUGAUAGAAAAUUUUAAGCUAGAGACGCAACUGAGCAGCGACGUUGAGAUAAGCACGUGGACCUCAGAAGGACUCCCGCCAGAUGAACUGUCCGUGCAGAACGGUAUUCUGACGAUGAAAGCAUCCAGAUUCCCGGUUUGCAUCGAUCCUCAGCAACAAGCUUUGAACUGGAUAAAGAAGAGGGAGCAGAAGAAGAAUCUGAAGAUCCUCUCGUUCACUGAUCCAGAUUUUCUCAAGCAAGUCGAGCUCGCGAUUAAGUACGGGCUUCCGGUUCUGUUCCAAGAUGUCGACGAGGUUGAUCCGGUUUUGGAUAACGUUCUGUCAAAGAACAUUCAAAACGUCAAUGGUCGUACGUUCGUCCUCUUCGGUGAUAAGGAAGUCGAUUACGAUCCGAAGUUCCGGAUGUAUCUGACCACGAAGAUAUCGAAUCCCAUGUUCGAUCCAGCACUUUACGCGAAAGCGACUGUGAUUAAUUAUAUGGUGACGCUCGGGGGUCUAGAAGAUCAACUCCUAUCGGUGGUGGUGAGAACGGAGAGGCCAGAUGUGGAAGAGCAACGGGAGAAGCUAAUUAUCGAGACCAGCGAGAAUAAGAAUCUCUUGAAACAACUAGAGGACAGUCUGCUGCUCGAGAUCGCCAGUAAUCAAGGUAACAUGUUGGACAAUUUCGAUCUGGUCGAGACUCUGGAGAACACGAAGUCGAGCGCGGACGAGGUGAUGAGGAAGUUGUAUCUCGGAGAAGUUACUAGUGCGGAUGUGAACAAGUUACGCGAUGGCUACCGGCCAGUGGCGAAGAGAGGAGCGAUCCUGUUCUUCGUGUUAGCUGAUAUGGCGAUGGUGAACUCGAUGUACCAGUAUUCCUUGAUCAGCUACGUCGAGGUUUUUGGCUUCUCUUUGAGGAAAGCUUUGCCAGACCCGACUCUUCUAAAGCGUUUAAAGAAUAUUAUCGUCAUGUUAACCAAGAACGUUUACGAUUACGGUUGCACGGGAAUCUUCGAGAGGCACAAGCUCCUCUUCUCGUUCCAAAUCUGCACCAGGCUAGAGCUAAGCCUAGGACACGUUUCGCAGAAGGAACUAGACUUCUUCAUCAAAGGCAGCGUUGCUUUGGAGAAAGCGACUAAAAUAAACCCCGCAGACUGGUUGCCAACCACAGGCUGGGUGGAUAUGUUGAAGCUGAGCAAAGACUUUCCAGAAACGUUCAGACUACUUCCAGAACAACUACAACAGGAUGACGAAGAAUGGCAGAAUUGGUACGAUUUAGACGCUCCAGAAUCAGUGAAUUUCCCUCUGGAUUACUCCAGCAAACUGAAACCCUUCGAGAAACUAAUGUUGAUCCGGUGUUUCCGCGUCGACCGAGUCUAUCGCGGUAUCAUCAACUACAUCAGCGAGAUCAUGGGCGAGCAGUAUGUCACCCCGCCGCACGUCAGCUUCGAUAUGAUCCUGGAGCAAAGCACACCGACGAUGCCUGUGGUUUUCAUUCUCAGCCCUGGAUCCGACCCAACCUCGGAACUAAUGAAACUGGCGGACGGAUAUGGAUGCGGAGGUGGAAAGUUCAAGUACCUGUCUUUGGGUCAAGGUCAAGAGGCUACUGCGAUAGAGUUACUAGAGGUAGCAGUGACCAGAGGACAAUGGCUGAUGUUGCAGAACUGCCACUUGCUCUUGAGUUUCACUAGAGAAUUGGAGAAACUUCUAGAAAACAUUGGGAAGCCUCAUCCAGAUUUUCGUCUCUGGCUCACAACUGACCCGACCCCUAACUUUCCGAUUGGAAUUUUGCAACAAUGUCUUAAAGUGGUCACGGAGCCGCCGAGUGGUUUGAAGCUGAAUCUCGAGAACACGUACUUCAAGAUGAAUUCUGAAACACUGGAAUCUUGCGAACACCCUGUAUACAAGCACUUGAUUUACGUGUUAGCUUUUUACCACGCGGUCGUGCAAGAAAGGAGAAGAUACGACAAAAUCGGGUGGAAUAUAAACUACGACUUCAAUGAAUCGGACUUCAACGUUUGCACAACUAUUCUCGACACUUAUCUGACCAAAGCGCUUCAAGUUGGCGACGACAGGAUCCCUUGGAACAGUUUGAAGUAUCUUAUAGGCGAAGUGAUGUACGGCGGACGAGUGAUCGACAGCUAUGAUCGCCGGGUGUCCCAGACGUACAUGGACGAAUAUUUCGGUGACUUUUUGUUCGACACGUUCCAACCGUUCCAUUUCUAUCACAACGAGCACGUUGAUUACGUGAUACCGUCGGAAGGGGACCGUGACGAUUACCUGAAGUUCAUCGAGGAACUGCCGCUGGUGAACACACCGGAGGUCUUUGGACUCCAUCCAAACGCCGAGAUUGGGCACUUCACCCAGGCGGUGAAGGAAAUGUGGAGCAAUCUUAUAGAACUGCAGCCGCAAACUGAAGUGAGCAGCACAGGGGUGAGCAAAGAUGAAUUCAUCGACAACAUCGCGAAAGAGGUACUGGAAAAAGUACCGGCCGAGUAUGAUAUUCACAAAGUGAAGAAAACUUACGGAGUAGCUGUAACGCCGAUCGCGAUCGUUCUCUUCCAAGAGCUCGAGAGGUUCAACGAACUAAUUCGAACGAUGAAGAGGACUCUCAGGCAAUUGAGAAAGGCCAUCGCUGGUGAGAUCGGAAUGGACGCCACGCUCGAGAAUAUUUCCACAGCUUUGUACAACGGCGUAUUGCCCACGGAGUGGGCUAGAUUAGCGCCGGAAACGAGGAAGAACCUCGCUGGGUGGAUAGAGCACUUCGAGAAGAGGAUACAACAAUACACUAGCUGGGCCGGGGGAAACGAGCCGAUAGUUCUCUGGUUGAGUGGCUUGCACAUACCGGAAACUUAUUUAGCAGCCCUUGUGCAGAUGGCUUGUCGCAGGAACAGUUGGUCUCUGGAUCGUUCGCUCACCUACACCGCUGUAUCCAGGUAUAUCAGGCCGGAACAAGUGGAGGAGAGACCGGAUCAGGGUUGCUACGUGAGCGGACUACAUAUCGAAGGUGCUAGAUGGGACACAGUGGAGCAGUGUCUGCAAAGAUCGCGGCCGAAGAUCCUCGUCGAGGAACUGCCAAUUUUAAUUAUCAUUCCUAUCGAAUCUCAUAGAUUGCGACUUCAGAAUACUUUCAAAACUCCUGUCUAUACAACGUCGAACCGACGCAACGCUAUGGGGGUGGGUUUAGUAUUCGAAGCGAACCUUGCGACGAGCGAUGACAUUUCCCACUGGGUGUUGCAAGGAGUUUGUUUAAUAUUAAACACAGAUUGA
This is a messenger RNA of Nomia melanderi (Alkali bee), 14778 nucleotides long. NCBI's taxonomy places the organism in Eukaryota, Metazoa, Arthropoda, Insecta, Hymenoptera, Halictidae. The record is from RefSeq and is a predicted model, not a curated record.